AGUAUUGUAGGCCCAAAGAUAAACAGCCACACUGUGCUCUUGGUGUUAUUGUUGUUAACUAUAAAUUCGUCUCUAAUAGCAUAUUUGGUUAAAAACAAUUAUGCGAUUUCUGGGCGAUAGCUUAUAGCGCCCAUCGAGGGCAAUGCAAAUCAAAGACGACACCUCAACUGUCCCCACAACGCCUUCAAUUGAGAGAACGUCAAAGCGAGUGCCUGGACUUGGCCAGGCUAAAUAAUAAGUAAAUUCCGGAGAAUCGGGUGGCAAGCACAUCACAAAGAUGUCUACGGAGGAACAUGUGUGGCGAGCGCAUGUUGUGAGACGAUUACGCGAACGCAACCGCAAGGAAUGCGAUAACUUCAAGGAAAUCAUAGAACAAAACAACCGAUUAAUUGACCAUGUCGCCCAGCUGAAAGCGGACAACCUGAAGCUGUCUGUGGAAAAUGAACAGCUACGCAGUGCGGUGUCAACAGGUGGUACCGGCUCUAAUGUAGCCAUUGCCACGCUAGAGAAGAAACUGCUCGCCCAGCAGGAAGAGCUCACGGAGCUGCACAAGCGAAAGGGUGAAAACUCCCAGUUAAUCGUCGACUUAAACCUGAAAGUGGAGCAACAAAGAACAAUCAUUGCAGAAAAAGAACACAGCCUUGCCGAGCAGCAAACGAAUAACAAUCGGCUGCGGGCUGAAGUGCAGCUACUUCACUCUAGUUUAGAGGAACUCAAGAAACUGAACAACACCAUGCUGGACGAGCAUACGGCUUUGCAAUUAGCAUUUAGCUCACUCGAGGAUAAAUUGCGGGGCGUCCAAGAUGAAAAUCGCUGUCUGCUCGACCGUCUGAUGCGCUACAAGUCGAAGGAUGCUGACAAGUUGAACGAGGAAAACGAGAGCAUCAUAAGAAAAAGACUGCCGUCAAUUUUCAGGAAACGAUCGGCCAAACUGAAACGAGAUCUCGAGGACGCCGUGCGAGAGCCCAGCUCCUCGACCAAUAUAUCACCGACGCCCGGACCAACACCGAUUCAAAGAAACUCCACGAGUCCUGCCCAGUUUGUUGGCGGCAUUAUCGGCGGUGACGACGAUUUUGACGAAGCGACAAUUAAUGGCGCCAUGGAGGCUAUAGGUCUCGAUGAUAAUGAAUAUAUUAGCGCUCGUUUUACAGCCGGCGAAGUUACUGAGAACACCCGGGCUUCCAUUGAUGCUCUAAAAGCAACAGGUUAUUUGGGUCAGGCGAAUCCGACAAAGAUACUUAUGAAAUUCGAGGCCCACGAAAACGAAUCGCAUGCGGUGCGCUGGAGUCCCGUGGAGCGGAUGGUGGCUACAGGUGGCGCUGAUCGCAAAGUCAAGCUGUGGGAUAUUGGGAAAAAUUCAACCGAGCCACGCGCUGUUCUUAGCGGGAGCAGCGCCGGGAUUAAUUCCGUGGAUUUUGAUUCUACAGGGGCGUAUAUUCUGGGUACAUCAAAUGAUUAUGGUGCCAGAGUAUGGACGGUAAUGGACAAUCGGUUGAGGCACACGCUGACGGGUCACAGUGGAAAAGUAAUGGCUGCUAAAUACGUCCAAGAGCCCAUUAAAGUGGUGACCGGAAGUCAUGAUCGUACCUUAAAGAUUUGGGAUCUGCGCAGCAUUGCUUGUAUAGAAACGAAAUUUGCUGGAUCGAGCUGCAACGAUCUCGUCACCACCGACAGCCUGGGUUCCACGAUCAUUAGCGGGCAUUAUGAUAAGAAGAUCCGAUUCUGGGACAUACGAACCGAGAAGCAGGCAGACGAUGUCCUUAUGCCAGCUAAAAUCACCUCGCUGGAUUUGUCAAAAGAUUGCAAUUACCUCAUAUGCUCUGUAAGAGAUGAUACUAUUAAAUUAUUAGAUUUACGCAAAAAUCAAGUUAUAUCCACGUUCACAAAUGAACACUUUAAAAUCAGCUGUGAUUUUGCUCGGGCUUCCUUCAACUCGAGCGGCUUGAAGAUCGCUUGCGGAUCGGCGGAUGGAGCAAUAUACAUUUGGAAUGUAAAUGGUUUCCUAGAAGCCACGCUUAAGGGACACAGGUGGGAAGAAGAUAAGAAUAAGAAUAGAGUUAAGCCUAACACCGCGGUGAAUGCAGUCAGUUGGUCGCCGAACAACAAUAUGCUGGCUUCUGUUGGAAAGCACAAGCGAUGCAUCAUCUACUCGGAUUCGUAGCCCCCAAUGUUGCCAUAAAUGUCAGUCAGUUCCAAAUCACUGAAACGCUUAUAGUCAGAGCUGUAAUAAAUUGUGCGGCCAUGCGGAGUCUGCUGUAAAUAGUAAAUGCGGUUGGCGAUUGGACGAGGUAAUUCCAGUGCCGACUGUUUUAAUUAUUUGAUUAUUUUAUUUAUACUUGAGAAGCAUAUAGUGUAUACAAAUUGUAUCAAUUCAUAUAUUAGAGUAUAAGUACAUGUUUUCCUAUUGUAAAAAUAAAAUUAUAUAUACAUAGACA
Molecule: messenger RNA, 2435 nt
Organism: Drosophila bipectinata
Lineage: Eukaryota; Metazoa; Arthropoda; Insecta; Diptera; Drosophilidae
Gene: Atg16
Product: Autophagy-related 16
Biological process (GO): autophagosome assembly
Cellular component (GO): autophagosome membrane
Molecular function (GO): protein binding
Source: RefSeq, a predicted model, not a curated record